AGGGAGCGAGAGCGCAGGAACAGUGACAAAUCAGAAGAUGGAUACCAUUCUGAUGGUGACUAUGGAGAGCACGACUACAGGAAUGACAUUAAUGAUGAGAAAGAGAGCAAAACCAUCAUGUUACGUGGCCUUCCCAUCACGGUUACAGAGAACGAUAUUCGCGAGCUUAUUGAAUCCUUUGAAGGUCCUCAGCCUGCAGACGUGAGGCUGAUGAAGAGAAAGACAGGUGUAAGCCGUGGUUUCGCCUUCGUGGAGUUUUAUCACUUUCAAGAUGCUACCAGCUGGAUGGAAGCCAAUCAGAAAAAGCUGGUGAUUCAGGGGAAGCAGAUUGCGAUGCACUACAGCAACCCGAGGCCUAAAUUUGAGGACUGGCUUUGCAACAAGUGCUGCCUUUACAACUUCAGAAGGAGGCUAAAAUGCUUCCGCUGUGGAGCGGACAAAUUUGAUUCAGAACAGGAGGUACCACCUGGAGCAGCAGAAGCCGUUCAGUCUGUGGAUUAUUACUGUGAUACCAUCAUUCUCCGAAACAUUGCUCCUCACACAGUGGUGGAAUCCAUCAUGACUGCCUUGUCUCCAUACGCAUCUCUGGCAGUCAACAAUAUCCGUCUUAUCAAAGACAAGCAGACUCAGCAAAACAGAGGCUUUGCAUUUGUGCAGCUGUCUUCUGCCAUGGAUGCUUCUCAACUGCUGCAGAUUUUACAGAGUCUUCAGCCACCAUUAAAAAUUGAUGGCAAAACAAUUGGCGUUGACUUUGCAAAGAGUGCCAGAAAAGACUUGCUUCUCCCGGAUGGUAACAGAGUCAGCGCCUUCUCUGUGGCAAGUACAGCCAUUGCUGCAGCUCAGUGGUCCUCCACUCAGCCACAGACUGGAGAAGGCAGCACCCUUGACUAUAGCUACCUCCAGUCAGGACAGGAUGGCUACACACAGUAUGCUCAGUACUCCCAGGAUUAUCAGCAGUACUACCAAAAUCAAGGAGGAGUGUUGGACACCGACACGGCUACCAUAUCAGGAGCUCCAGUCACUACCACCACAGCUGCAGUUGUGUCCCAGAGUCCUCAGUUGUAUAAUCAACAGACAAACUCACCUGACUCUCCGACACAAUCAGCACCACCUACCACUAGCACUCAGGCCCAAACGGCUCCCCCGACUGGCGUAGUCCCUGGAACCAAGUACGCUGUACCUGACACUUCCACCUACCAAUAUGAUGAAUCUUCAGGAUAUUAUUAUGAUCCUAUAACAGGGCUCUACUAUGAUCCUAAUUCCCAGUAUUACUACAAUGCCUUAACCCAGCAGUAUCUUUACUGGGAUGGCGAAAAGGAGACCUACAUGCCUGCUGCGGAAGGUGUCACGUACCAACAAACAGCUACCACAACCACCACCAAAGAAGUGAAGGAGAAGAAAGAGAAGCCUAAAAGUAAAACAGCUCAACAGAUUGCUAAAGACAUGGAGCGCUGGGCAAAGAGCUUGAACAAGCAGAAGGAGAACUUCAAGAAUAGCUUCCAGCCACUGAGCACCAGGGAGGAGGAGCGGAAGGAGUCAGCGGCUGCAGAUGCAGGCUUUGCCCUCUUUGAGAAAAAGGGAGCUCUGUCUGAGAGACAGCAGAUCUUGCCAGAGGUGAUGAAGAACGGGGACGAUGAAAAUCCACUGAAGCGUGGCCUCGUGGCUGCCUACAGUGGUGAUAGCGAUAAUGAUGAGGACUUGCUGGAGAGAAUGGAGAAUGAGGAAGAGAAGCUGACUGACUGGAAGAAGAUGGCUUGUCUGCUAUGCAGAAGGCAGUUCCCAAACAAAGAUGCUCUGAUUCGGCACCAGCAGCUGUCUGACUUGCACAAGCAAAACAUGGAUAUCUAUAGGAGGUCAAAGCUUUCAGAGCAGGAACUUGAAGCCUUGGAGCUGCGUGAGAGAGAGAUGAAAUACAGAGACAGAGCGGCUGAGAGGCGGGAGAAGUAUGGCAUCCCGGAGCCCCCGGAGCCGAAGCGCAAGAAGGUCUAUGAUGCCGGCACAGUUAAUUACGAGCAGCCCACCAAAGAUGGCCUUGACAACAGUAACAUAGGCAACAAGAUGCUGCAGGCCAUGGGCUGGAGGGAAGGCUCGGGCUUGGGAAGAAAAUGUCAGGGCAUCACAGCGCCCAUUGAGGCCCAAGUACGAAUGAGAGGAGCUGGCUUGGGAGCCAAGGGCAGCUCCUACGGUGUCUCCACUGCAGAUUCAUACAAGGACGCGGUGCGGAAAGCCAUGUUCGCUCGCUUCACAGAGAUGGAGUAAUGCCCGCAAAGCACUUGUUAGCCAGAACUGACUGUUAAACUCUGUAGCCUUGGUGACCUGGCUGUAUUCUGGUUAUGGUUUAGAGUUGACCAUUUCAUUCCCUUGGAUUUUUUUCCCCUCUCGGCAUGUAACACUUCCAUGAGCAGAUUGUUGGAACUGCCCCAACUUCAUGCU
This is a messenger RNA of Leptosomus discolor (cuckoo roller), 2433 nucleotides long. Lineage: Eukaryota; Metazoa; Chordata; Aves; Leptosomiformes; Leptosomidae. The record is from RefSeq and is a predicted model, not a curated record.